AUGAAACAUAAUUUCCCACACAGUAUUAUUUAUCGUCAAAUAAUUAGUUUAGGACAUAAUUUUUCAUUGUUAUCAUGUAUUAUGUUCAAAAAUUCCGCUUUAUUUCCAAUCCAACGGUUUCAAGGUCAACUAAAUUCUCAAUUAAAAUUAUUAUUUAGAAAAUUAUGUAACAAAUGUUGUUUAACAUUUAUUCUAUUAUUAAUAAUUUCAAUUCAAACUCAACCGAAAGUUGAUGUAUUUCAAUUGAUUAUAACAGUUGAUGCAGCAUUGUUAACACCAGCAUCAUCAUCAUCAAGAGAGCAUUUUUAUCAGACACCAUCAAGAGUUUAUUUACAAUUAACAAAUGGACAAAAACAUUCACUUCAAUCUUAUUUAUAUAAUUCAAAUAAUUGGCUUACACAACAAACAACUAAUCCAUUCUUAUCAAAUAUAAUUUCGAAUGAGCAUAACGUUAACGCUUAUAAUGAUAACGGCAACGAUGAUGUUGAUAAUGACAAUGAUAUUAUUAAUAAUGAAAAUGAAAAUUAUCAAACUCAACAAUUGAAUAACCGCCAAAACAAUGAACAAACUCGAUCAAUUAUUGAAAAAUUUAAAACAAAAGUUUUAUCUCAAUUAAAUAUGAAAACUAUACCAAAAGUAAAUGUAAACAAUGAAUCUGAAUGGAAUUCACUACCGAUUGUAUUGCGUAAUCGAUUAAAAGCUGAAAUUGACGCCUCAAAUCAGAUGGUUGAUAAACCGAUCAUUGAACAGGAUGAAGAGAAAGAAACACUUAUUUUAUUAAAACAAUUUCAGCUUCCCGUGAAAUUACCCAAUCCAAAUAUAUUUACAUUAAAAAUAACCGAAGAAAUUGAUCCAACUCAUAUUAGCCAAGUUACUCUUCAUGUUGAGAUUAACAAUGAAAUUCGUCAAAAUUCAAAAUUCACUUGUUGGGAAAUUCAUCCUACAUUAUUUAGACCAACAUUUUUAUGGCUUAAUGGUGAUUUAACGGCGGAAUUGUUACCGCAAACUGGUAUUAAUGAUUCGGAUGAAAAUGAAAACGAUUAUCUGCAGGAUAAAUCAUUAUCAACAUCCAAUUCAUUCAAUUAUCCAUACAAACUAUCCAUCGGUGAUUUCAAAAGAAUGUUUAAAUUAAUCAAGCCCGAAAUGGCCAAUGCUAUUCUACCUCAAGGUCACUCGACACCUGUGUUAACAUUCAAUAUUACAAAUCGUACGCUGAAUUGGUUAAAACACAGUGUGAGAAUUAAAGCCUUCAAACCGUUGGUUCGACAUUUAUUGAUCACAUGUAGUGAUUGUGAUAAUGGACAAAAUAUUGUUGAUCCAAAAAAGGUUGUUAUGGAAAUUCGAUAUCGUCCACGUUUAAAAAGGCAGAAGCGUUCAUUGACUAAAGGAGAUGAAACAAUAUCCAAUGUUUGUCGUUCUAAUGGACAUCAGUAUAGUUGUUGUACACAACAAUUAUCGGUUAAAUUUUCUGAUAUUGGUUGGGAUAAUUGGAUUAUACACCCGAAAAGUUUUGAACCUAAUUAUUGUCGAGGAUCUUGCAAAGUCACAUCAACAAAAAGUCUACACUAUGAUGUUAUGGAUUUGUUAUUACGUAGGAAUGUAUCACAAUUUGGAAAUAUACAACGUGAUGAAGUACAGUCCUGCUGUCAUCCAACUCAGUUAACUAGUAUGUCUGUUCUAUACUUGGAUUCAAAUCGUGAAUUACAAAUGCAUACUUUGCAUAAUUUAAUUGUUUUAGGAUGUGCUUGUAGUUAA
Schistosoma turkestanicum is the source of this 1755-nucleotide messenger RNA. NCBI's taxonomy places the organism in Eukaryota, Metazoa, Platyhelminthes, Trematoda, Strigeidida, Schistosomatidae. The record is from the annotation of a GenBank genome assembly.